AUGUCGGCUUCUAGUCCAAUAAAGCGCAAGCUCGUGAUUGUAGGAGAUGGCGCAUGUGGAAAGACAUCACUACUAUGCUCUUUCGCUUUGGGAGAGUUCCCCCGGGAUUAUCAACCUACUGUGUUUGAUAACUAUGUGGCCGAAAUUCGACUUGACGACAAGCCAGUCCAACUAGCCCUUUGGGAUACUGCUGGACAAGAAGAAUAUGAGCGUUUACGGCCCAUGUCCUACUCCAAAUCACACGUGAUCCUCAUUGCGUUCGCUCUGGACACUCCCGACUCACUCGAAAAUGUGCAAACAAAGUGGAUAGAGGAAGUUCGCUCUAUUUGUGGCUCGUCAAUUCCUGUUAUCCUCGUUGGAUGCAAGGCCGACCUGCGGCCGACAACAUCUCAUCCAAACACGCCGGAUAACCCUUGCCCCUGGGUUACUCGGGAGCAGGGUGAACGAACUGCCAAAGCAAUUGGCGCACGUGCCUACAAGGAAUGCUCUGCACUCAAAAUCGAAGGUGUCGACGAGGUAUUCGAAGCCGCCACUCGAGCAAGCAUGUUGAUGCGAGAUGGCGUACCGGGGACGGGUGAAUCCAAACACCACAGGAGGAAGAGCAGUGGAAAGGCGAUACCUGAGAAGGAGGAGAGUGGCGGUUGUUGCAUUGUUUGUUAA
Messenger RNA from Mycena indigotica, 660 nucleotides. RefSeq names its product Rho small monomeric GTPase. Gene Ontology annotation, biological process: small GTPase-mediated signal transduction. The record is from RefSeq and is a predicted model, not a curated record. The transcript has 8 exons. Gene Ontology annotation, molecular function: GTP binding; GTPase activity. NCBI's taxonomy places the organism in Eukaryota, Fungi, Basidiomycota, Agaricomycetes, Agaricales, Mycenaceae. The coding region runs from base 1 to 660 and encodes 219 amino acids.